This is a messenger RNA of Xyrauchen texanus (razorback sucker), 4897 nucleotides long. Its product is annotated as importin-13-like. Gene Ontology annotation, biological process: protein import into nucleus. NCBI's taxonomy places the organism in Eukaryota, Metazoa, Chordata, Actinopteri, Cypriniformes, Catostomidae. The record is from RefSeq and is a predicted model, not a curated record. Bases 263 to 3124 code for a protein of 953 amino acids. Gene Ontology annotation, molecular function: small GTPase binding. The transcript has 21 exons. Gene Ontology annotation, cellular component: nuclear membrane; cytoplasm.
UCGAGACAGGACCGGACAGAUUCCCGCGGACCUAUAUAAGUGACAAAUGUUCACGUUUAUAGACCAUCAAUGGUAUUAAAGGCGGUUUUUAUAAUGUGUGUGAUAUGAGAGACUUGAGGUCGCGCGCACCGGCUAAUUCGAAGUCACAUCACCGCGAUUUAUCAGUUGUUAUUUUUAUAUUAAUUUAGAGAUUGAAGAGAAGGUGAACGAUUGAGACCAAGAGAGGGAGGGAGGGAGACGUUGUUACGGAUCAAUCACAGAGAUGGAUCCGGAGACAGCAGCAAACUUCACCGUGGAAAACGUGGAGAAGGCCCUGCAUCAGCUCUAUUAUGAUCUCAACAUUGAGAAUAAGAAUCUGGCUCAGAAGUGGCUCAUGCAGGCUCAGGUGUCUCCUCAGGCCUGGCAGUUCUGCUGGGUUUUACUGAGACCAGAGAAGGUCCCAGAGGUCCAAUACUUCGGCGCCAGUGCCCUUCACACCAAAAUUUCACGCUACUGGGGCGACAUCCCUGCCGAGCAGUACGACUCGCUCAAAUCCCAGCUGUUUUCUCAUAUCGCUUUCUUCGCCUCUGGCUCCAAGAUCGUCUUGACGCGCCUGUGCGUGGCACUGGCGUCGUUUGCCCUCAAUAUGAUGCCAGAGGCAUGGCCGGAGGCGGUGUCAGAGAUGGUGCGCAUGUUCCAGGAAGACGGAGGCGAGGUGGAUGGGCGUGCCCGCUGUUUGGCCCUGUUAGAACUUCUUACAGUUCUCCCAGAAGAGUUCCAGACCAGCCGGCUGCCGCAAUACCGGAAGGGACAGGUGAGGGGUGCUCUGAGCCGCGAGUGGACAAGCGUUUACCCGCUCCUACAGCAGCUGUUACGGCAGCCGGACUCGCCAGUGUUGGUCAAGGCCCGUGUGCUCAAGUGUCUGUCCAGUUGGGUUCUGCUGGACAUUCCUCUGAACGAGAGCGAGGGAUUGGUGGAGGCCAGUUUCACGGCGUUGACGGAUCCAGAACUGUUUGAUACGGCCGUGGAGGCCAUCGUCAACACCAUCUCGCAGCCCGACUCACAGAGAUAUGUGAAUACAUUGCUAAAGAUGGUGCCGCAGGUUCUACAGCUGCAGGAACAGUUGCAAGAUGCCGUACAGAACGGAGACAUGGAGAUGUCACACGGCAUCUGUCGAAUCGCCGUCUCUCUGGGAGAGAACCAUUCGAGAGCUCUGUUGGAGCAGGUGGAGCACUGGCAGAGUUUCCUGGCAUUGGUGAACAUGAUCAUGUUCUGUACGGGCAUCCCUGGGCACUACCCCGUCCAUGAGACCACUAGCUCUCUCACACUCACCUUCUGGUAUACACUACAGGAUGACAUCAUGUCAUUUGAGGCAGAGAAGCAGGCCGUGUAUCUGCAGGUCUACAGGCCCGUGUAUUUCCAGCUUGUAGAUGUUCUGCUUCAUAAAGCUCGGUUCCCUACAGAUGAGGAGUACGCUUCCUGGUCAUCAGAUGAGAAAGAGCAGUUCAGAAUUUACAGGGUGGACAUUUCAGACACACUUAUGUACGUCUAUGAGAUGUUGGGAGCAGAAUUACUCAGUAACCUGUACGACAAACUGGGACGACUCCUUACCAACACAGACCACACGACAUCAUGGCAGCAUACAGAAGCACUGUUGUACGGUUUCCAGUCCAUCGCAGAAACGAUAGAUGUGAACUAUUCCGAUGUCAUUCCUGGUCUGAUCGGCCUCAUCCCAAGAAUCAGUAUCAACAACGUCCAGCUAGCCGACACAGUCAUGUUCACUAUCGGAGCGUUGGCGGAGUGGUUGGCGGAUCAUCCGGUGAUGUUGAGCAGUGUUCUGCCGCUGGUUCUGCAGGCGUUGGGAAAUCCAGACCUGUCCGUUUCCAGCAUCUCCACACUAAAGAAGAUCUGCAGAGAAUGCAAAUAUGACCUGCCCCCGUACGCCACCAAUAUAGUCGCUGUGUCACAGGAAGUGCUUAUCAAACAGAUCCAUAAGACGAGUCAGUGUAUGUGGUUGAUGCAGGCUCUGGGUUUUCUGUUGUCGGCAUUACCGGUGGAAGAGAUCUUGAGGAACCUUCACUCUCUGAUCACCCCUUACAUUCAGCAACUGGAGAAACUAGCAGGGGAGACGCCAAACCCCUCGAAUAAACUGGCCAUUAUCCACAUCCUGGGUCUUCUGUCCAAUCUCUUCACCACGCUGGACAUCACCAAACAGGAGGAGGAGUCUGGAGAGAACGCACUGCCCAUAAAAUCAACCUUGCCUCAAACGGGGCCCAACCCUGUGGUCGUGGUGCUACAGCAGGUGUUUGCUCUGAUACAGAUGGUACUCGGUAAAUGGCUCAAUGACUCACAGGUGGUAGAGGCAGUGUGUGCUAUCUUUGAGAAGUCAGUGAGAACUCUUCUGCAUGAAUUUGCCCCCAUGGUAUCUCAGCUAAGUGAGAUGCUGGGGCAGAUGUACAGUACCAUACCACAGGCGUCUGCGCUGGACUUGACACGUCAGAUGGUGCACAUAUUUGCCAGUGAAACUGAUCAUUUUCCUCCAAUCAAAGCACUGUUUGAACUGGUCACUUCUGUUACACUGACCAUCUUCCAGCAAGGGCCCAGGGAUCAUCCUGAUAUUGUUGAUUCAUUUAUGCAACUCCAAGCUCAGGCCCUCAAACGGAAGCCCGAUUUAUUUUUAUCAGAGAGUCUUGAUGUGAAAGCGGUUUUCCACUGUGGAGUGCUGUCACUUAAAUUUCCAGAAGCUCCCACUGUCAAAUCUACCUGCCUUUUCUUUACGGAACUAAUAGCGCACUGCGCAGACAUUCCUCCUGUCGGUCAGGUGGUGCAGGAAGACGGUAAACUCCUCCUGCUGGCCGUUCUGGAGGCUAUUGGAGGUCAGUCAUCCCGUGGUCUGAUGGAUCAGUUUGCAGAGGUGUUGUUUUGUCUGAAUAAACACUGUUUCGCUCUGCUGACGGUGUGGUUGAAAGAAGCUCUUCACUCUCCAGGCUUCCCGUCCUCACGGGUCUCAGAUGAGCAGAAAAACACUUUCAGCCAACAGGUGCUGAGGGAGCGAGUAAACAAGCGUCGAGUGAAGGAUAUCGUGAAGGAGUUCACACUGGUGUGCCGCGGACUUCACGGAACUGAGUACGCCGCUGACUACUAAACCACGCUCGGACACGAAGUCUAAGGCAACCCAAAACUAGAACUCCCAGAAGCCCUCACUGCAACACAACAGACGUGAACGAUUCAGUGUCAGAACUGCCACAAAGAGGCUUGUGCAGCGACAGGCCUCGCAAUCAUCCUUUAGCUCAUCCUCGAUCUCUCUUGCUGUCACUGGAUUGUUUGGGAGUUUUGAGGUUUCUAUGCGGCGAUCUGAAGAGCAGACAUCUCUCCUCCUCCUCCCCCCACCCCCCCGCUGCAUCUCAUGGCAUGUUCACUGUAAACGUUCUUCUAUUCUCCCAUUUUCAAGAUCUUCCGUGGCUCUUUCUCACUGUUUCCUGUAAUUCAUUCGAACCAAGAAAUAGUGUUAGUUAAAUAUUUUAUUUGUUAUUUUGGAGAUACUGAAAUAAAGAAGCAUAUAUAUAUAUAUUAGAUAACAUAUUUAAGCAAAUGUAAUAGUCUAGUGAACUGUGUGUGGGUUGUGCUGCUAACAGAGAGAGGAAGCAUUGCAGGCUGAUGUCUCUGUGGCUUUAUGUCUAGAUCUCUAUCACCCUAAUUGCCAAAAUAUUGUGAAUGUUUUUAAUGAAAUGGCUGAUUGUUUUUGAUUAUAUAAGGUCAGCAGCAUAUUUGGGGACUUAUAAAAACAGUAAACAAUGAAUGGGUGAGAGAAAAAUACACCAUACACUGCUCAUUUUCAUAUAAUGUAAGUGAAUGGUGACUGAGGCUGUUAAGAGCCAAAGUGACAAAAAAAAGCACCAUAAAAGUAGUUCAUAUGACUCGUAGUCCAAGUCUUCUGAAGCUAUGCGAUCGUUUUACGUGAGGAAAAGACCAAAAUUUGUCAUUAUUCACUGAAAAUCGUCUGCGAGUAAAGUGAAGGGGAAGAUUUUCAAUGGAUAACGACUUAAAUUUUCAUCUUUUCCUCACUCAAAGUAGUUAUAGGGCUUUAGAAAACGUUCAUUAUUGCACAUUAAGUGUGUAGACUAUUUUUAUUAUGCUACUUUUAUGGAUUUUGGAGCUUGACAGCUCCAGUCCCCAUUCACUUUCAUUAUAUGGAAAAGAGCGGUCUGGAAAUUCUUCAAAAAUUCAGCUUUUGUGUUCAACAGAGGACAGUCCUACAGGUUCGGAAUGGCAAGAAAGUGAGUACAGUAAACGAUGACAGAAUUAAAAUUUUUGGGCGAGCUGUCACUUUAACGUUUUUGGCAAAUUGCCCCAGCAGUAGCUCUGUGAAUGGUUGGGUGUCCAGGCAUCUGUUUGUGCAUUAAUGCUUGUUCAAAACAGGUCCAGCAGUCUUCUGAGUGCACUUUAACCACAAAUCCAUUUAAAAUCCAGCAUGGCUGUUCCCUCUCUAUCUCGUUUGCCCCUGGCUGCUGCCUGUCCACAUGUAGCAUGUGUGUUGCGUUACAUACAGGCCCAGAAUUUGUCAGAUAAUCAGUGGAUGAGGGCUGUUCUGUCCUGUUAUUUACUAGUGAGUUACAGAGGAAGAGCAAACAAAGGGAGAGACAGAGAUGUGCAAUGUACAUUUAGAUUGUUUUCUUGUUUUGUACCCUGUUUUAAUUUAUUAAACACAUCUAAGAUGGCAGAACCUGUGGUCUCUGUGUUUAAAUGUUGGUUUGAAAUUCAAUCAGUAUGAACAAUUUUCUGUAUCCAUGAAAUCAGUGCUGAAAUGCUGCAAUAUAUUUGUUGAGUUGGGGAUGACGGGUGGUUGCUGCACUUCAUCUGGACCAGCAGAGUUCUCUACAGCUCUGGAGAAGCUUCACUUGGUUUCAAUAAGAUCUGG